This is a messenger RNA of Postia placenta MAD-698-R-SB12, 1869 nucleotides long. RefSeq lists its product as hypothetical. NCBI's taxonomy places the organism in Eukaryota, Fungi, Basidiomycota, Agaricomycetes, Polyporales, Adustoporiaceae. Bases 1 to 1869 code for a protein of 622 amino acids. The transcript is spliced from 6 exons. Gene Ontology annotation, biological process: maturation of SSU-rRNA. Gene Ontology annotation, molecular function: ATP binding; protein serine/threonine kinase activity. Gene Ontology annotation, cellular component: cytosol; preribosome, small subunit precursor. The record is from RefSeq and is a predicted model, not a curated record.
AUGUCUGCGGGACCACAUGUAACAUCCAUUGAGGAAGGGCAGUUUGACGAUGCCCCUCAGGAAGACGGAAGUGCAAGGGCCGAUCCCCGCCAGGGACAUGCAUACAUCGACGAGGACAACCACGAUGAGCACCUUCUAGACUGGUCGUCCGCGGGUGAAGGCGACGACGACGACGUCGAUGCCUUCGAGGCGGAGGAGGAUGACAUGGAAGCGGCCGCCUUCCACACCCUCCGCGCCGAGGACGAAGACUGGGAGAUCGCUGAACGAGAUUUUACGAAACAGUACAAUCGUCUAAAGCAGCAUGUCGCCGUCCGCACAGGCGCAGCGCAGGGCGUCGCCUCCGCCAUCAACACCCGCGCCGCCGUCGCAUCUCUCCCUGCAGUAAACCGCCCGCGCCAGAGUGCCAAGCCCUCCACGACGUCUGCUUCGGCGCAUACGAAGGACAAGACGGCAGAUCAGCUGCAGGCGCUGUCGAAAUAUUCGUCCCGUAUCCGUAACAUUGACAUGCCGUACGAUCUCGGAGUAGGCGUGAACAGGAAGGGUCCCUCUGCGACCGCGAACAUGAAGGACAAGAGCGACCGCGCGACGAGCGAACAGGUACUUGACCCUCGCACACGCAUCAUCCUGUUCAAGAUGAUUGGGCGGGGCCUCAUCUUUGAAGUCAACGGAUGUGUUAGCACCGGAAAGGAGGCUAACGUAUAUCAUGCGUUGACUUCAGACCAAAAGCAUCUUGCUCUCAAGAUCUACAAAACAUCUAUCCUCGUCUUUAAAGAUCGCGACAAAUAUGUCUCGGGGGAGUUUCGUUUUAGACGAGGGUACAGUCGACACAACCCGCGCAAAAUGGUCCGCUUAUGGGCCGAAAAAGAAAUGCGCAAUCUCAAACGCCUCCGCACCGCUGGCAUCCCAUGCCCCGAGCCCGUCGAGGUGCGUGAGAACGUACUCGUCAUGGGUUUCGUAGGCGACAAAGAAGGAUGGGCCUCGCCCCGUCUCAAGGAUGCGGACAUUCCAGAGUCUGCGUUCCCUGAUCUCUACGUCGAGCUUUUACUCAUGACACGCAAGAUGUUCCUGGAAUGCAAACUGGUCCACGCCGACCUGUCUGAAUAUAACAUUUUAUACCACCAUGGACACCUGUACAUUAUCGAUGUCUCGCAGUCCGUCGAGCACGACCAUCCUCACGCGUUCGACUUCCUCCGGGCAGAUCUACGGAACAUCGAGGACUUCUUCGGCAAGCGAGGAGUGCACUGCCUCGGGCUCCGCCGCGCAUUCGAGUUCGUCACACGGGAAGCCCUCCUACCCGCGAGCAGCGGAUCAACAUCAGCGCCGAAUGAGGAUGCUCUCCUGCGGCAGUGGAUGACUGAGCCCGAGCCCGAGCCGCAAGCUGGCGAUCACGAAGACGCGAGUUCAAGCGCAGGGCAAGGCCGCUCUGACACCGCGGCGCACGAGGACUCGGUCUUCCUGCGGUCGUACAUCCCGCGCACGCUCAACGAGGUGUACGACCCGGAGCGCGACGUGGGCGCGCUGAGCCGUGGCGAGGGCGCGACUCUGAUUUACAAGGACACGAUUGGUUUCGUCGGUCCGCAGGCGCAGGAGAAGGAGACGGAGGCUGCGGGCGAGGAGCCGAACGGAAAGGCAAGAAGCACGGUGCGGUUCGAGUGCGGCGCGGAGUGUGAGAGCGGGGAGUCAGAUGACGGGCAGGACGACGAGGGAAGCGAGGAUGAAGAAGACGAAGGCGAUGGUGAAGGCGAGGAAGGGACCUCGGACGAAAAAGCCGAUUUUAAGGAGCGUCGGCUGCGGGGACAUCGCAACGAAGACAAGGAGGUGAAGAAGGUGAAUGCCCCCUCCACUGAGCCUGUUGCAGGGACUCACUAG